AUGGAGAAAAAGCCUUCGCCCGGAGUGCUCGCGGCACUCGACGCCGCCAAAACCCAGUGGUACCACUUCACCGCCGUCGUCAUCGCCGGCAUGGGCUUCUUCACCGACGCCUACGACCUCUUCUGCAUCUCCCUCGUCACCAAGCUCCUCGGCCGGAUCUACUACACCGACCCCAAUUCCCCCAAACCGGGCUCCCUCCCGCCCAACGUCGCCGCCGCCGUCAACGGGGUCGCCCUCUGCGGCACCCUCGUUGGCCAGCUCUUCUUCGGCUGGCUCGGCGACAAGCUCGGCCGCAAGAAGGUCUACGGCAUGACCCUCGCCAUUAUGGUAUUCUCCUCCAUCGCCUCGGGCCUCUCCUUCGGCCGCAACCCCGCGGGAGUCAUCGCCACGCUCUGUUUCUUCCGCUUCUGGCUAGGGUUCGGGAUCGGCGGCGACUACCCUCUCUCCGCCACCAUCAUGUCCGAGUACGCCAACAAGAAGACGCGCGGCGCAUUCAUCGCCGCGGUAUUCGCAAUGCAAGGACUCGGCAUCCUGUGCGGCGGAAUCGUCGCCCUGAUCGUCUCCAGCGCGUUCGAUCACGCGCUCAACGCGCCACCGUACUCCGCCAACAGAGCCGCGUCGCUUCCCCCGCAGGCCGACUACGUCUGGCGGAUAAUCCUCAUGUUCGGAGCCAUCCCGGCGGCGCUGACCUACUACUGGCGGAUGAAGAUGCCCGAGACCGCCCGAUACACGGCGCUGGUGGCCAAGAACGAGAAGCAGGCGAGGGAGGACAUGGCCAAAGUGCUGGCCGACGUCAAGCAGCUGGAAGAGGUCAAGGUCGAGAAAGUCGGAGCCGUCUCCGAGGCUUCCGGCGACAAAUUCGGGCUGUUUUCCCGCGAAUUCCUCAAGCGCCAUGGGCUUCACUUAUUGGCGACGACAUCCACGUGGUUCCUGCUCGACAUUGCCUACUACAGCCAGAACCUGUUCCAGAAGGACAUCUUCACGGCGAUCCACUGGAUCCCGCCGGCGGCAACGAUGAACGCGAUCCACGAGGUCUUCAAGGUGGCGCGUGCACAGACGAUCAUCGCGCUCUGCGGGACGGUCCCCGGGUACUGGGUCACGGUGGCGCUGAUCGACAAGAUGGGGAGGAAGAAGAUUCAAUUGCUGGGAUUCUGCGGCAUGACGGUGUCGAUGUGUGUGCUGGCGAUUUGGUACAACUACUGGCUUCGGCACUACGUUGGGUUUCUGGUGUUCUACGGGCUGACUUUCUUUUUCGCGAAUUUCGGGCCCAAUGCGACGACGUUUGUGGUCCCGGCGGAGAUAUUCCCGGCGAGGCUGCGGUCGACGUGUCACGGGAUAUCGGCGGCGGCGGGGAAGGCAGGGGCGAUCGUGGGGGCGUUCGGGUUCUUGUACGCGUCGCAGUCGAAGGAUCCGGCGAAGGUGGACAAAGGGUACAGCCCGGGGAUUGGGAUGCAGAACUCGCUGUUUGUGAUGGCGGUUAUCAAUGCACUGGGGAUUGGGUUCACGUUGUUGGUGCCGGAGUCCAACGGCAAGUCGCUGGAGGAGCUGUCCGGAGAGAAUGAAGCAGAGGAGCAGGCGGGGACUGCCGGUGAUGAUGCCUCUGCAGCCAGGGAUGACAGUCCCGUCUAG
Messenger RNA from Linum tenue, 1629 nucleotides. Lineage: Eukaryota; Viridiplantae; Streptophyta; Magnoliopsida; Malpighiales; Linaceae. The record is from the annotation of a GenBank genome assembly.